UGUUUACUCUUCAGUACAGCUGUGGAGUCAGAGUUAGUGUUUGUCCAACAGACAAAUGGAUAGAACAGUGUCUAUAUUUCAACUGAAGAUGGAGGAUAGGACUUCUUUUAUUCUGCUGUCUUCUCUACUGCUCCUCACCUGUGGUACAUCAGGGCAAGACAACGCCGGGUGUGUUAGACCCAUCCUGGAUGCCAAGAUUGAGUUGGCCACUAACCAGACGCACUUUAGCCCCGGUGUGCCAAUAACACUGUCCUGUAAACAAGGAUACACCCCUGUGUCAGGACCCCGCAGGAUCGUUUGUACUGUCGACGGAACGUGGACAAACACCAGAUACAUGUGCAUACCAAAACGAUGUCCCUACCCUGACCCUCCAGCCCAUGGAGAACUGUAUUAUGAAGACACCGUGUACCUCAGUACCAUUAACUACACUUGUGAUGAAGGGUACACAUUGAAUGGAUCCAGCACUGCGGUGUGCCAAGCCAAUGCGACAUGGAGCACACCAGCACCUGAGUGCAAGGCGGUGUCAUGUGGUCUCGCUCCAAUCCCACAGUUCGGACUGAUCAUCUAUGAUAAAACGGUCAGAGGGGGCAAAACGUAUUUUGGCACUGGAGGAACAUAUAGAUGCUUGCCUCCCUAUGCGCUCUUUGGCAAUCCAAGGGCUGAGUGCACUAUCAGCGGGACUUGGACCAGGACGCCUGAAUGUCGAGUGGUGACCUGCCCUCCCCCAGACAACAUUGAAAAAGGCUACAUGUCAAAUGAAGACAGGAGAGAUUUUGACUUCAUGGAAACAGUGAAAUAUGGCUGCAAUGACAACUAUGCACUGGAUGGAAAUAUGGAAAUAGUUUGCCAGCAGGACGGGAACUGGUCAGAAAUGCCGUCCUGUAAGGCCUCUUGUCCUGUUGAAAUACAAAGAGCAAAAAUAGAGUAUAAUGGGGAGAAAAUCUUGAUCAGCGACUUAAAAAUCAAAGUUAUCCUACACAAAGAAAUUAUCUCAGUCUACUGCAAGGACACGGUGAGGAACUGCACUUAUCCGAUUCCAACGCAGUGCAUUGACGGCGUACUCAAACUCCCAGAAUGCUUUGAAGAACUCAGUGAGUUUGAGUACAACUUGAAUUCUACUUCUCAUCCGUCAGAAAUUCAACAGUGCUGAGUUGGACUCCCCUUCUGAAGAGAAUGUUGCACUAAAGAAUUAGAAGCAUUUCAUUUCAUCUCAGUUUUUGUACCUGAGUUGCUUUAAACCUUUGUCUUUGUCUGCAUGUUCAGUGUCUACUAAAGCCAUUUCAUUUUUGGUUCUUAUAAGAAAAUAAAUCCAUUAAACAGGAUCCAUGCAGGUUCUGUAAUUGAUAAAGUUUUCUAAUAUUUGUAAUUUUGUCAAGUGGUUCUAAAUUGUUUACUUGUUCACGUACAACUUUAAAAGUCAUGCAAAACGAAAAACUAAUUUCAGUGUCACAUUGAUUUAUAAAAUAUGCUUAAAUGUAAACUUUUGUGCAUUAGAGAACAAGCAUGUGAAGAAAUGCAUUUCCGACGGCCGGGUCCUUCAGAAAGCGGGAAGAUCGUAUGUUAAGGCCUUUAAAUUUGGACGGUCUAGCCUUCUUUUAUUAUUAUUUUUUUUUUAUCAUUUAAUUGAACAAAAUAUAAGUUGGUGUAGCUUUGCUUGCUAAUUUCCUGUAGCUUAGCCACCGCGCCUUGAACGUGUGGAGCGCGAAGCUGGAAAUGUUUCUGAGUUAUUUGAUUCAACUUUUACUUUUGGAAGAGUUGGAGCAGAUCCUUCGAUCCAUCGCCGUCGCAGGAACUUGCUAUUAUCCCGGCUGAGAGAAAACCAAAUGCAGGUUGUCACAGCUUGGGCCAUCCUCCACAAUAUCUGCUCCUGUGCUGACGACACCGAGGCCCCAGAGGACGAUGUGGAGGUGAUGAUAAGGAGGAAGCUGGUUUGAAGGUCACCAGUGGUGCUCUCUGGCAGGACCAACUACCUGCUGAGGUUUCUGCCCUGGGGGAGGUACCACCUGACCUUGAUUACUUUUAACAGCAUCCGUCCACAGCCAACCCUGUAAACCCUGAAGAUGGACGAUGCAGUCUACAGUGAAGAUGCAUCCUGAAACUCUGCAGACCAUCCUGCAAGAUGUUCCAAUCACCACCCAGAAAGUUCCAUCCCCGCGUCUCAGUUGAAGCAUCUCAUCCAUGUCGACCAUCUUUGUAAAUAGUGUUACAAUGAAUGACGAUUACUGUGUUGGAUUUAUACCUUUAUUUAUAUUAAAAAAACAAACAUUUUAA
Molecule: messenger RNA, 2271 nt
Organism: Oryzias melastigma (Indian medaka)
Lineage: Eukaryota; Metazoa; Chordata; Actinopteri; Beloniformes; Adrianichthyidae
Product: beta-2-glycoprotein 1
Biological process (GO): negative regulation of complement activation, classical pathway
Source: RefSeq, a predicted model, not a curated record